Molecule: messenger RNA, 367 nt
Organism: Moneuplotes crassus
Lineage: Eukaryota; Ciliophora; Spirotrichea; Euplotida; Euplotidae
Source: the annotation of a GenBank genome assembly
UGUACAUCCAAAGCUGCUUUCUGAAGACCUGUCCAUGAUUCUGGAUAUUUCAGCCAUCAAUUUUCCUAAAAAAGUGUGUUUCAGGAAGAAAAAGUUGAAUUUUGCAGAAAUUUCUAAAUUUGAGAAUUUUUUGUGUUGAAAAUUGUCAGAGGGAGGAUGUGAAUUUGGUGGGUUUGGGCGAGAGAUUGGGAUUUUGGAUUUUGGACAAGUAGGAGGAGAGAGGAAAUGAAACGAAUUUGGGUGAAAUUGGGUUUUAAGUUGUUUAUUUUGGAGAUAUUUUGGGGGUGUGUGGAAAUGGAGACAUUUUGUUACUUGUUUUGAAGAUAUGAGAGGAGUCUAUGAGAAAGUUAUUAUGGUUGUUACUUAG